UACUAAAUCCAACUUUACCAAAAUAGCUGUGAGCAGCAAGCAGACGGCGGCUGAGCUACAAUGCUCUCAGUCUUCAUCACCCGGGGAGAGGCUAAAAACGGAAGACGAAGCGAGACUUUAGUUUCAGAAGACAUACAUCUUAGUACCGAGCAGACACAAGACAAGCCGUGAGAGACCUGUGUGAGUGUUUCCUGUGUGCCGGGGACUGCUGUCGUAGAGCUGGGCUUGGACAGGACAGGGCGGGGUGAUGUUUAGGUUCCGGUAUAAAGACAGCGAGAAAAUGGGAACCAGACGAGAUGUGGAGUCGGCUGCCGACGCUGUCGUUUUCUUCCGGAGACUAGAAUGAUAAAUUUACCCUCCUGGUGUAACAGGGCGGCGGUGUAACCGUUUGAGGCCGCUGGCGGGGGAGAAGCGUGUCUCUGCGGCGCCCCUCCGCCUCUGUGCGUCGGUAAGAUGAGGACGCUAUUUACAUUCUGUUGUCUCUUCCUUUUUACCCGUGGAGCGGACCGGGCGUGGGCCACCGGAAACCUGACUGUCGAUAGCAGCAACGACACCAACCUGACGGCCGGCAGCAGCAGCAGUAGCAAGUAUAUCAGAAUAGGAGACGGGUCAUCGCAGGAAUUUGAGUUUCCAGAAAACACCAAUGGCGUGAUUGUAAUCUCCAGCCAGUACCGGAGCGCCGCGGCCAGCAGGAAGGGCCGACAGAGCUGGAAGCAGACGGUGAGAGUCCGGUCUAUGGACCCAGAGGUCCUCUCCAUACUUAAUGUGACGGAUAGUGGCCACGCAGGGUCAUCCAAGAGCUACAUCAUCAGCAUCCGCUCCGGGUUCCCAGGCAAGGCUCAGCUGGAGAUCCAGCUGCUGGACCUGGACCAGGAUUCAGUUCCGGUACUGAUUGAAGAGAGGACGGAUUACUCCAUCAAAGUGGCGCCUGGUAGUGAUGACCCGGCCACCCGGCUCAUCCAGUCGGGUGGUCUGUCCCAUUUCUCUGAGAACCCUGUGCUAUUUGCCUUGCUGCCCCUCAUCUUUGUCAACAAGUGUGCCUUCGGGUGCAAGGUGGAGGUGGAGGUUCUGAGGGGUCUGCUGAGGAGCCCAGUGCCGCUGCUCUUAGGGGUGCUGGGUCAGUUUCUAGUGAUGCCAUUGUAUGCCUACUGUGUAUCCCGGCUGGCCUUACUGCCCAAAGCGCUCUCACUGGGCCUGAUCAUCACCUGCUCUGCCCCAGGUGGUGGGGGUGGCUACCUGUACAGCCUGCUGCUCGGAGGAGACGUCACCCUGGCUAUCUCCAUGACCCUGGUCUCCACAGUGGUGGCGGCAGCGGCCAUGCCUUUGUCGUCAGCUCUGUAUGGUCGGUUGCUUGGCGUCCAUGCUGCCCUACACGUGCCAUUUGUGAAGAUACUCGGCACCCUCCUGUUCAUUGCCAUCCCCAUUUCACUGGGCAUGCUGGUCAAGCUGCGCCUGCCCGCUCUCACACGUGUCCUGCUGACACUCAUAAGACCAUUCAGCUUCGUGCUCAUCAUAGGUGGUAUCUUCAUGGCCUACCAAAUGGGUGCGUCCAUCCUGGCCAACGUGAAGCCGCAGAUCGUGGCAGUUGGGGUGACGGUGCCUUUGCUGGGGCUGGUCGUUGGGGCCGUACUGGCCAAGCUGGCAGGUCUGGCUCCACCACAGAGGAAGACGGUCAGCAUAGAGGUGGGCGUCCAGAACAGCCUGUUGGCACUCGCUGUCAUGCAGCUGUCCUUCCGCCGGUCGGAGGCCGACUUUGCUUCCCAGGCACCCUUCAUCGUGGCCCUCAGCAGCACCUCUGAGAUGCUGCUCAUCGUUCUGGGGUACUUUGCCCAGCGAAGGUUGUGUGGACCUGCCGUCCCCAGGAGUGACGCUUGAUUGUAGCCGCGGUUUUUUUGCUCCGAACUUUUUGAAGAAUGAACCCUUUCAAUCCUGUGGAAAUUUUGGUGUCCCACACUUUUGGCUACGAGACACCCAACAAUCACCAAUCCAGUAAUCACUGUUGUGGGUCACAGGACAGUGAAUGAAUUUUAUUGUGUUUUGUUGUUUUUUUCGUAUUUUUCAUGAAAACCAAAGGCCUUUUACCCCUCUGAGACCUUUUUGUGUUUAUUUUACAGUAUGUACUUUUUAAAAUCAGAUUAUACUGUGAGGUACUUAAUGUAAAUAUUCCUAAAAAGAGAAAUACCUAUAAAAGAAAAGAUAUUUUUGUACCAGAUUACUUUUUGUAAUCAAAAAGCAAAGAUUGAUUUGCAUUAUGUUUACAAGAGGUCCAUGUGUCUUAGCCUGGGGGAGAAUUUUGGGAUGUUAAAUGGAAUUGUUCGUAAAAUCAAACAAGAACAUAAUGAUGUUUUGAAAGUAUUUGCUUCUGAUUGUGUUUCCUGGAUCUGCGAAUCCAUGUACUUGAACAUUAGAGAGGAGAAAUGAAGAAAAAGUAAAUAAAGAAAACUGUUAAAACUGG
Scatophagus argus is the source of this 2455-nucleotide messenger RNA. It is a transcript of the gene slc10a3, whose product is annotated as solute carrier family 10 member 3. Gene Ontology annotation, cellular component: membrane. Bases 454 to 1875 code for a protein of 473 amino acids. The record is from RefSeq and is a predicted model, not a curated record. Gene Ontology annotation, molecular function: bile acid:sodium symporter activity. The transcript has a single exon. NCBI's taxonomy places the organism in Eukaryota, Metazoa, Chordata, Actinopteri, Scatophagidae. Gene Ontology annotation, biological process: bile acid and bile salt transport.